GCUGCGGAGCGGAGGCGGGGCGUAGGGCGGGGUCACGUGGGGCUGCGCGCAAAGCUGCCGGGAGCCGACUGGGCCGCGGGCCGCGGGGCCGGCGCCCUCCUGGAGGGAUGGGGCUGCCGGGCGCGUAGGGGCCAUGCCGCCCGGGCCCCGGGCCUGCCGCGUUCCGCGCCCCGGCCGCCGCGCCCCGCGUCCGCGCCGGGAUGGUGAACCUGGCGGCCAUGGUGUGGCGCCGGCUUCUGCGGAAGAGGUGGGUGCUCGCCCUGGUCUUCGGGCUGUCGCUCGUCUACUUCCUCAGCAGCACCUUCAAGCAGGAGGAGAGGGCAGUGAGAGAUAGGAAUCUCCUCCAGGUUCAUGACCAUAAUCAGCCCAUCCCGUGGAAAGUGCAGUUUAACUUGGGCAAUAGCAGUCGUCCGAGCAAUCAGUGCCGCAACUCCAUUCAAGGGAAGCACCUCAUCACGGAUGAACUCGGCUACGUUUGCGAGAGGAAGGAUUUGCUGGUAAAUGGCUGCUGUAACGUCAACGUCCCUAGCACGAAGCAGUACUGCUGUGAUGGCUGCUGGCCCAACGGCUGCUGCAGCGCCUAUGAGUACUGUGUCUCCUGCUGCCUGCAGCCCAACAAGCAACUUCUCCUGGAGCGCUUCCUCAACCGGGCAGCUGUGGCAUUCCAGAACCUCUUCAUGGCAGUUGAAGAUCACUUUGAGUUGUGCCUGGCCAAAUGCAGGACCUCAUCCCAGAGCGUGCAGCAUGAGAACACCUACCGGGACCCCAUAGCGAAGUAUUGCUAUGGAGAAAGCCCGCCCGAGCUCUUCCCUGCUUGACGGGUGCAGCGGACUUGCUCCAGCCUGGGUGAGGAGGCCUCGCUGAAGAACUUGCCUCCUGGGACCCAGCUUCAGCCAAAGGGCCAGGCUGCAGGAAGAAGACAAAGGCAGCGCGAGGAAACCUUGGCUUUGACCACUUCUUGUGUUGUCAUCUUUGGCUUCGCUCACCACCCGGGCUUACCAGAUGGAACUCUUCUGUAAAGCAGCUUGGCCCCUCCAGCCAGUCCCAUUCGGGAAAGAUGAAACCGGAGGCCGGGCUCGCGGUGGUGGUGGAAUUCUUGGAUGACUUAGCCCUGGGACCGGCACAGGGACCUGUGACUUAUGUUCGUCGGGGGCCGGUGUUACUUCCAGUUUUGAUCCAGGCCCUUUCACUGUAAAAUUAUUUAUUGGAUUCCUUUGGAGUAAUGGGAACAUUCUAAUGUUUUAUGUAGGAAAAUGCCUUGCCAUUCUAGUUGAAUAUGUUCAAGGAAAUUAUUUUUGUUGUUGUUCUGUGUUCUCGAGUUUCAGGAGUUAAAUCAUUCUUCCACCCAGAUAAAACAUUUGCUCUUUUAGGACGUGAAUAUUCUCUCUAGGCAGUUAUUUUUGUUUGUAUUUCGACUGUAUCAAGCAUAGGCCCUGAACAUGACCUGUUAGCCAUAUCCUGACGUGUAAAAUUAUCUAAAAACUCAGACACUCUUCCAUUCUAAUCUAACUGCAAGAUUUCUAACAGUGGGCACCGUGUGCCUGCCCUCAGGUUAUUUUCCAGUGGCAGUCAAAUGUGCUCAUAUACCCUAUGGAGAGCACUGUGUUAGCAGAAAUCUAAUUUCUCUUCCUGGAGGAAUUUGUUCUCAUUUCUUUUGCCACUUAAAAUUAACUGUGGGCUACUCAGCCAGGGACAGUGGGAGCCUCAGGAAGGUCAGAGGCAACCUCCUCCCCUGUUCUGUCAAUAGAAACCCAAUGUUGAGGCAAUUCCUAAACAGAUGCACCUCACAGCUUGCUGUAUGUGUUUAUUCUUUAUUGCUUUCAGCUUUGGGGCUGUAACAGGUACAAAUAUUUGGUUUCCCUAUGAUUUAUAGAGAAGAAGAAGAAACCCAGCUUUCUAUCAGAGCACUGCAAGAGAAGAGUCUUACACCUGCCCUCAGUGGGAGAUGAGAAUGGUCAUUAUGACUUAGAGAAUGCUACACAUGUAGGUUGCUGUUGUGUCCUGAAUCCACAGGCAUAAAGCACUCCCCAUUUUUCCUGCUGUAACACAGAUUCUCCGGCUCAAGGUCUAGAAUAUUUGAUCCUAAGAUCAAGACAUUAUGCCCUUCGAAUAGUACUGCUCUUUGGUUUCAGGAGUCACAUGAACACACAACUCUCCUAUAUUCCUUCCGGAACCUCAAGAUUGAGCAAGGUCUUUGUAAUUUUUUUGGUUCACAUUAUUGACCUGGGAGCAAGGUGCUAAUUCUGUGGUCAGUAUUCAACGUUUUUUUCAGUGGAGCUUCUUCUUGGGGCCAUAUUUGCCUUCCAGUACAUUCCUGCAAUAUGUAGUGGUGAUUUUCCUUAACUUCCUCCUACUACCUCUUAUACUCAUCUCCCAAAAUUAUUUGCCUCCCUUAAAUAAGUUUUCCUAGAGGGUAAGCUGGUCAGGCAAUUUUAAAAAUAUUAGAUCCCAAGGAAUCUAUUCCGUUUGCAUUGGACUUCUCCGAUUCCAUGUGUUUGCAGCAGGACUACAUCGAACUCUGAUGUGACAGAUUGUGGCAUGUCUGCAUGUCUCAUCCAUCUAUUGUUUUUGGUAACUCAGUUUGGAAUUUCAGUGUCUGUCUUCCCUGGGUUGACAUUGGAAUCAGCCCCUCCUUUGAGCUUAUUUUAACUCUUGAGCAACAUAACAUAGAUUUAAUGUGAACAGUUUAUACCAAAGGGCAGCCUGUGCCUAUUUACGGAUCCUCUCUGACUUUGUACUUGAAGAGUGCAUUUUACAUUUCCAGUGCUUUCACAAACAGGAACCCCAACCUUACGAUGGAGAAUUAAGCUUGCUUGUAUUUCCACUUUGUGGAUGAGGAAA
This is a messenger RNA of Nomascus leucogenys (northern white-cheeked gibbon), 2841 nucleotides long. RefSeq names its product SREBF pathway regulator in golgi 1 (gene SPRING1). Gene Ontology annotation, biological process: positive regulation of SREBP signaling pathway. The record is from RefSeq and is a predicted model, not a curated record. Lineage: Eukaryota; Metazoa; Chordata; Mammalia; Primates; Hylobatidae.